AUGGAUUUGAUUGAUCGCAAGCUGCUUAACCUUAUCCAGAGCAAGUUCCCCAUGGUGGAUCGGCCUUACAUCGAGUUGGCCGAGGAACUGGAGAUCGGGGAGGCCGAGGUCAUAUCCCGGCUGGAGGAUCUGAAGCGGCAGAACGUGGUGCGCCAGAUCAGCGCCAUCUUUGAUACCCGCCGCCUGGGCUACAAGACUACCUUGGUAGCCAUUGCCUACGAGCCUGAGGAGUUGAACGCCGGCGCCCUGUUCAUCAACCGCCACCCGGGGGUCAGCCACAAUUACGCCCGCGAAGGUUCCUACUACAACCUGUGGUUCACCCUGGCCGUCCCUCCCGAUGGCGACUUGCAAAGCACGGUGGACUGGAUGGCCCAGGAAACCGGGGCCCUGAAUUACCGGGUUAUGCCCACCAUCCGCUUCUUCAAGAUCGGCGUCAACUUCGACAUGGUCCAGCAGCGCAGCGCGGCCCACAACUACAAUCCCGACAAUAUAGGUGAGGGUACCCCGGCGCCGGACUGGAACCAGGCCCAGCCCGUCUCUGAAUAUGACAAGACUGUGAUUAGAGAGUUGCAGGAGGACCUGCCCCUGAUACCGCGACCCUUCGAUGACAUGUCGGAACGGUUGGGUAUAGAUAACGCCCGGCUUUUCGCCUUGGCUGACGAGUACCAGGAGCGCAAGAUAAUGCGCCGGUUCAGCGCCGUCCUGCACCACCGCCGCUCCGGCUUCCGGGCCAACGCCAUGGUGGUUUGGCAGGUGCCGCCCGAACGGGCCGAAGAGGUGGGAAUGACCAUGGCCCAGCACUCGGCGGUUACCCACUGCUACGAGCGUCCCACCUUCCCCGACUGGCCUUACUCUCAUUUCUCCAUGAUUCACGCCACCACCCAGGAGGAGUGCGAGGAAAUCGCAAAGGAAAUCAGCGAAUCCACCCAGGUUACCGACAACCUGCUCCUUUACAGCACCCGGGAGUACAAGAAGACGCGAGUACGCUACUUCGUGGAGGACAACGAGGAGUUCUGGGAAAACGAACCCGAAUUGGAAGAAGUCGUACAGGACUAA
Molecule: messenger RNA, 1056 nt
Organism: Geodia barretti
Lineage: Eukaryota; Metazoa; Porifera; Demospongiae; Tetractinellida; Geodiidae
Source: the annotation of a GenBank genome assembly